Messenger RNA from Astrephomene gubernaculifera, 561 nucleotides. NCBI's taxonomy places the organism in Eukaryota, Viridiplantae, Chlorophyta, Chlorophyceae, Chlamydomonadales, Astrephomenaceae. The record is from the annotation of a GenBank genome assembly.
CUGGCUGACUGGCUGGGAAUCGGACCCGCGGGUCUGUUCAACUUCAAACCCAGCGUGCGCCCCGUCCCCCUGGAGUGCCACAUCCAGGGCUACCCGGGCAAGUUCUACUGCCCGCGCAUGGCGGCCAUGAACAAACCCGCGUAUGCAGCGAUACAGGUCCACUCCCCCACCAAGCCGGUUCUUGUGUUCGUGUCCUCACGCCGGCAGACCCGCCUCACCGCCCUGGACCUCAUAACAUACGCGGUCGCCGACAACCGGCCCGCCCAGUUCCUGCACAUGUCGGAGGCCGAGCUGUCCGGCUGCCUGGGCGGGGUGAAGGACGCGGCGCUGCGGCACUGCCUGCAGUUCGGCAUCGGGCUGCACCACGCGGGGCUGGGGGAGCGGGACAGGGGCCUGGUGGAGAGGCUGUAUGUGGAGUGCAAGAUACAGGUGCUGGUGGCCACCUCCACGCUAGCCUGGGGUGUCAACACGCCGGCUCACCUGGUGAUCAUCAAGGGCACCGAGUUCUUCGAUGCGCGCUCGCGGCGCUAUGUGGACUUCCCAAUCACGGAUGUGCUGCAG